UCGUUACUUCUUGUGAUUACGUUGUUUGUGGCUAAAGAACCGCUUUCAUUUACUUUACGUCUUUUGAUUAGAGUCAAAUUUUACAACUUGCUGACAUCUUGUGUUUUUUGUAUUUAGACAAUUAUUAUUGUUAGUAGAGCUUCGUAGUAAAAAAGAAGAAGGAAACUAAGAAAAAGUUAAUCAUGGGCCGCUAUAGGAGUCGUAGUCGUGACAGAGAUAGGAGACGUAGAUCUCGCAGCAGAUCUCGUAGCAGAUCACCAAGAGAUAGAAGAAAUUGGGGCAGUAGUGGAGGUAGAGAUCGGGGUGGUGGCAGAAACAGCCGUGGUCAACCUGGAGCAAAUUUAAGAAAACCUAGAUGGGAUUUAAGUCGAUUGGAACCUUUCAAAAAAGAUUUUUAUGUACCACAUGAGGCAGUUCAAAAUCGUGAUUUACGUAUAGUUGAACAGUACAGAAGCGAAAAAGAAAUCACUCUAAAGGGGAAAAAUAUACCUAAUCCUGUAUUCACAUUUGAAGAAACAGGUUUUCCAGACUAUGUUCUAAAGGAGAUAAAGCGACAAGGUUUUACUGAACCCACAUCAAUACAAGCACAGGGAUGGCCAAUUGCUUUAAGUGGAAGAGACAUGGUAGGAAUUGCAUCAACAGGUUCUGGGAAAACAUUAUCUUAUAUACUCCCUGCAAUUGUUCACAUUAAUAGUCAACCUAAGUUAGGACGAAAGGAUGGACCUAUUGCUUUAGUGCUAGCUCCAACGCGAGAACUUGCACAACAAAUUCAGCAAGUUGCUGAUGAUUUUGGUCAUUCCUCUGGUAUUAGAAACACUUGUCUAUAUGGUGGAGCACCGAAAGGUGCACAGGCCAGAGAUUUAGAUGGUGGGGUAGAGAUUGUCAUAGCUACACCUGGUAGAUUAUUAGACUUUCUUGAAUCAGGGCGUACAAAUUUAAAAAGGUGUACCUAUUUAGUAUUAGAUGAAGCAGAUAGAAUGUUAGAUAUGGGAUUUGAACCUCAAAUUAGAAAGAUCAUAGAACAAAUUAGGCCAGAUAGACAGACAUUAAUGUGGUCAGCUACAUGGCCCAAGGAAGUAAAAAAUUUAGCUGAAGAUUUUUUAAAAGAUUAUGCUCAAAUUAAUGUUGGAUCCCUACAGUUAGCUGCAAAUCAUAAUAUAUUACAAAUUAUUGAUGUAUGUCAAGACUACGAAAAAGAAAAUAAAUUAAGCACACUUUUAAAAGAAAUAAUGGCAGAAAGUGAAAACAAAACUAUAGUAUUUAUUGAGACAAAACGCAGAGUGGAUGAAAUAACGAGAAAAAUGAAGAGAGAUGGGUGGCCAGCUGUUUGUAUACAUGGUGACAAGACACAGCAAGAAAGGGAUUGGGUUUUACAAGAUUUUAGAUCAGGGAAAGCGCCAAUUCUUGUCGCAACAGAUGUUGCUGCUCGUGGUCUUGACGUUGAAGACGUCAAGUUUGUCAUCAAUUUUGACUAUCCCUCCUGUUCGGAAGAUUACGUUCAUCGAAUCGGUCGAACAGGUCGUCGACAGAAAACUGGUACAGCAUAUACCUUUUUUACACCUAAUAAUUCGAAUAAGGCUAACGACCUAAUCCAGGUAUUAAAAGAAGCGAACCAAGUUAUCAAUCCAAAAUUACUUGAACUUGCCGAUAGUAAGAGUGGUGGAUAUGGCAGGCAUAGAGGCGGAAGAAAUAGAUGGCGGUCUCGAGGUGGCCGAAACGGAAAAGAUCGUAGUUAUUCAAGAAGUAGAAGUCGAAGUCACAGUAGGGAACACAACGGUCGUGGUAAUCGUCGUAGUUACAGUCGGAGUUAUUCUCGAAGUCGUAGCCCUGUUAGCAAUCGUACAGGUAAGUAACGAAGUUAUUGGUAAGAGCUACUGGAGUAGCGAGAGAUGAUCUUCCACGGGCAGUUAAAGACAAAAUCAAUUGCGUAUAAUUAAUGUUUUUUUACGUCUCUUUUGAAGUACACACUUGAUACAUGUCAUAUAAACCGUAAUAUUGGUGUUCCACUAACGUAAACAUCUAACUUUUUACGGAUAAUGCUUGUGCAUUACAAUAGAUUAUUUUAGAAAUAUAAGAUAAGUGUUUUCAACGAACGAAAUAAUAAAAUAAUAAAAUGAUGCGAUUAAUUGAACACAUUAUAAAAUAUGUUGAUUUUAAAAAGCUUCGUGAUAAACCAUCCAAUCUAUUGAAGUCAAAAGAACUCUCGAGUAAGGUUAUCGUUUCAAAAUGCAAAUAUCGAUGUCGAUCUUUGUUUAUGUUCUAAAUUUCAACUGUAAUAAAUAAACAUAGACUAAGAAUGUGAAGUUAUUAUAUCCACAUACGUAUUGUAUUACGUACAUAUUUUAUAAUGAUCGUUGCAAUAUUCGACAACAUUAGUUAAAUUAAGUAAGCGACAAUGUGAGUUUAGCUAAAUGAAAGAUUCUAUAAAACUAAUAGCUGGAUGAUUAAUUGUAGAUGCAUCUAAUGUUUAUCAUCAAUUAAUUUGUAACCCGUACUCGUGCAUUUAAAACUUAUGAAAUAAUGUACAGUAUUUAAUAAAAAUGUAAUAAACACAUUUUAUUAACUA
Molecule: messenger RNA, 2566 nt
Organism: Bombus huntii
Lineage: Eukaryota; Metazoa; Arthropoda; Insecta; Hymenoptera; Apidae
Product: probable ATP-dependent RNA helicase DDX17
Exons: 8
Coding region: 183-1853 (556 amino acids)
Cellular component (GO): nucleus; ribonucleoprotein complex; cytoplasm
Molecular function (GO): RNA binding; RNA helicase activity; ATP binding
Source: RefSeq, a predicted model, not a curated record